Molecule: messenger RNA, 5227 nt
Organism: Sinocyclocheilus rhinocerous
Lineage: Eukaryota; Metazoa; Chordata; Actinopteri; Cypriniformes; Cyprinidae
Product: F-BAR domain only protein 1-like
Exons: 31
Coding region: 256-3321 (1021 amino acids)
Biological process (GO): clathrin-dependent endocytosis; clathrin coat assembly
Cellular component (GO): clathrin-coated vesicle; clathrin-coated pit; plasma membrane
Source: RefSeq, a predicted model, not a curated record
UUUUGAACACUGUCAACUGUUAGGCUUAACGCUCCGUAACACAUUGAACGCGGCACGGUCGGAACAAUACCGGCGAUGAAAAUGAGCUACAUUGUUUUUACUGAAACCACAACCAGGCGUCCAGCACUGGGCAGCUCAUCGGAUGUGUCACUGACAGUGAGGCUUUCCCCAGCGAAGCAUCUCUGUUUCAGUGUCUCAGCAUUGUGGAGCAAAAGCUUGAUCAUAUGCAACAAGAACCCUCUAGGAACCCUCUAAAUGGAGAUGCCAUAUUUCAAGAAUAAUUUUUGGGGAGAGAAGAAUGCAGGUUUCGACAUUCUCUACCACAACAUGAAGCAUGGACAGAUCGCCACCAAAGAGUUGGCUGAGUUUGUGCGUGAGAGGGCGGCCAUCGAGGAGACUUACUCGAAAUCCAUGAGCAAACUGGCCAAGAUUGCUAGCAAUGGAAGCCCUCUCGGCACGUUCGCCCCUAUGUGGGACGUGUUUCGCGUGUCCUCGGACAAACUGGCCCUCUGCCACCUGGAGCUCAUGAGGAAGAUGAAUGACCUUAUCCGUGACAUCAACAAGUACAGCGAGGAGCAGGUCAAAAUUCACCGCAAGACGAAAGAGGAAAUGAUCGGGACUUUGGAGUCAGUGCAGUCUCUUCAGGUGCAGAGCACCCACCUGCAGAAGGCCAGAGAAGGCUAUCACAGCAAGUGGAUAGAGCUGGAGAGACUGCGCAAAGAAGGAGUGCCUCAGAAAGAGCUGGAAAAGGCUGAGCUGAAAUCUAAGAAGGCAGCUGGGUCUUUUGCAGGGUCUAUUGAGAAGUUUAACCGUGCUGGAAGAGACUUUGAACAGAAAAUGAGUGAAUCAGCACAGAAAUUUCAGGACAUUGAGGAGGCUCAUUUACGUCGGAUGAAACUACUGAUCAAAGCGUAUUCACACUCCAUUGAAGACACACACGUACAGGUUGGGCAGGUCCAUGAGGAAUUUAAGCAGAACGUGGAGAACAUUGGCAUUGAGAACCUCAUUCAGAAGUUUACAGACCAGAAGGGAACAGGGAAGGAGAGACCGGGUCCAGUAGGGUUCGAGGAAUAUCUGUCCCCACUAGUGUCUGAGAACAGUAAAAAGAGUCGUGCUAAAGCCUUUAGGAUCCCUGGACUGGGAAAGAAAGACAAGGAACCGGAUUCAACAGAUUCAGCUGUGGCAGAUGCGCUUAACUCACCCCUCAAAGUGGACAACGAGGGCUUUGUGAUACGUGCAGAUGUCAACCAGAAUGGUUGUGCUGCUGAGGAGAAGGAGGGAAAUUUUAACUCCAGCGACUCGGAUUUCGAUGAUGAUGAACCCAAGAAGUUUCACAUCCAGAUCCGACCGGUUGCCAGCAGUAACCGUAGUAACUCAGCAGCCAAUGAACUGGAGUUGAAGGCCACAGUGGGGGCGUUGACCCUGCCCCCUAACAGAGCGGUGUCAGUAAAGAAGCAGCUCUCAGGAAACUCCAGUUCAGCAGGUCGAUCUGAAGGGGAAGGGGAAAGUGUUCCCCAGAGAGAUGGAGAACAGGAGGGUCUGCGCAGAUCCACAUCCAGCCCAGAUCACAGCAGGCUGAGUUCCACAGCAUCCGGUUCGGACGCUCUGUUUGGACCUCCUCUGGAGUCGGCCUUUAAAUCCCACAGCUUUGCUGGCAGAGAGCAGCUCCAGAAGGCCUUUGCUGCAUCUGAAUAUGCAGCCUUCUCUUCUGAUUCAUCCUCUCCUGAGAAUGUGGAGGAUUCCGGACUGGAUUCGCCAUCCCAUCAGCCCCUUGGGGCUUCCCCAGAGCCCACCGGUUGGGCAGCCUGGCCAUCCACUCAGUCUCAAUCUAAAGACUCUGUAAACUUGAGCCGAUCCUGUGACCCCUUCCUCACUGCGUUCAGUGACCCCUCACUUGGUCGAUCUCCUCUUCCACAGGAUGACCCCACAAAAGCCUGGCCUUCCAAUCUACGUUCUCCACGGGCCCCACCCGACGUCGAGCCCACCACCUUCAGCUUCCCGGCCUUCUCCCACAGCCUGCCGUCUUCAGAACUGGAGCCCUCUGUGUGGAGCUGUAAACACAUUCCUCCAGAAGACCCCUUCUUGGAUGCUUUUGAACGCUCUGCCCCCAAAGACAACCUGCCUCCACCUGAUGCCUGGGCCCUGCCUCCCCCUCGGCCCACCAGGGACGGCAGGGGCAUGGAAGUGGAAAAAUACAAUCUUGGAAAAUACCAUACAAGUCAUAUAGACCACUUUUAUGUUUCCCAGCAUGGUUUCAGGCAGGACAGCACUGAGCGUCUGGCAUUGGCUCCCCCUCGGUCGGUACGGCCCAAGCGCUCCGCAGGCAGGCUCAGUGGCUGUGAGCGGUCUAGGUCCCUGUGCUCAUCUCCUUUGCCUAAGCCCAGUCCUCCCCUCACCUCUUCAUCCUCCUCCAGCCCCAGCGAAUGGGGGGUGCAGAACCGUGUUCCCAGCCCAGCCCGAGGUUUGUCCCGAGGGCCCAGUCCCAUUUCUCUGAGUACUCAGGAGUCUUGGCCUGUAGCUGCAGCCAUCACGGAGUACAUCAAUGCCUACUUCAAAGGAGGAGAACACAACUGCUGUCUGGUUAAGAUCACCGGUGACCUCACUAUGUCCUUUCCUGCUGGCAUCAUCCGCAUUUUCACCGCCAACCCCAACGCACCAGUAUUAAGCUUCAGAUUGGUGAACAUCUCUCGAGUGGACCACUUCUUACCCAACCAGAAGUUACUCUACAGCGACCCGUCACAGAGUGACCCGGACACCAAGGAUUUCUGGUUCAACAUGCCGGCCUUGACGCUCCACCUGCAGAGAGAGGCAGAGCUGAACCCACAGGCCUCCUAUUACAAUGUGGCUCUGCUAAAAUACCAGGUGUCCUCUCAGGAUCCGGGUCGUGCGCCCCUCCUGUUGUCCGCCGAGUGUCAGCGCAGUGGAACAGUGACCCGUGUGUCUCUAGAUUACCACUGCUGUCCCGCAACCGCCCCCGCCAGCCAGCUGACCUCUGUACAAGUGCUGCUGCCCCUCGAUCACACGGCCACCGACCUGCAGUGCCAGCCGCCCGCAUCCUGGAACGCAGAGGAAAGACGACUCCUAUGGAAAUUGUCCAACCUCUCUCCGACAAAUCACAGCAAAGGGUCUGGCACGUUGUGCGCCAGUUGGCAGUGCCUGGAGGUGCCCCGCAGUCCUCCCCCGAGCCUGGCUGUGCAGUUUGUGGGAUCGGGGGCUUCUCUCGCAGGCCUGGACGUGGAGCUGGUGGGCAGCCGCUACCGCAUGUCCCUGGUGAAGAAGAGGUUUGCCACAGGAAAAUACAUGGCUGGCUGUUCUUUAUGAGCGGUGAUGGUGACUGCUUCACUACCAGAGGCACAAAGUUUGCACUUUUUAACCCCCCCUGGGCUGCCGGAACUGUCCACGUGCUACAGGCCUGAAGAGGAGAGAUCAUGUUGUAUAUACAGUGUGAUGUGUGGGAAACCGCUAAUAAUACCCAUGAUGCAUUGCUCUAGGACAAGUAUGCACUGGAAUUAGGGACCACAACCAGCCUCUACUUUUAUCUGUAUAGAAUUCUUUGUUUGGUGCACAAGCCACACAUUUAUUUCAAGUUUGAAGAACUGGAUGUAUAUUUCUGUUCAUUUUUAGUGCAAAUUUGUGAAUGAAUAAGUAUUAAGAUGUACAAUGGAUAUAAAGUUCUGAUAUUUACAGAAUGUAUGUAUGUUGAGUAUUCAAGAAAGGUUUAAUAUGAAAAAUAAGUCCAUGUGUGUCAAUUAUAACACAGCAAGCAUCGGAGACAAAAGUGGUUUACACAAAUUUAUUACAUUUUUUACCAGUACAAAAUACAGUCGAACUAAGCGGUUGAGGCUAAAUAAAGAUUUUUUAAAAACACAAAAAUAAGGUAUCAAUAUAGUGAGAAGAAUUGCAUUUACCGCCAUAAAAAUAAUCCUUAGCCAGAAGCUUUAAAACAGCAUUAAAAAAAAUAAAAUAAAAAUACACUGAGCAAAUUCCCUUCCCAAAAGCACACAACAGGCAAAGAACCAUGACAGGCGUUAAAGUACAGAGCCUGACACUCACAACCAACCACAGUGAGAAAACAUCUGCCAAUCACUUCUCAGAAACAAACACAAAGCUAGUAGAAAUGAAGUUUAUCUUUGUAAAUAUCAGAGAGGGACAUGUAGGGUGCCCAUUACGGGCCGCUACCAGGCACCAGUAAAGAUCCCAACCUGAAAACGACAUAUCUCCUGAAAAUAUUUCCAGCUUUACGUCAGCCAAGUGGGCACAUCGUUUCCAUUACAAGCGUGAAAACUAAAACAUCAGAUGUACAGCACCAGGUGAUGAGGCGUAUCUGUAAGAAUCUGCAUAUUCUGUUAUAUGUCUAUUUUGGGUUUUCUACAUCUUCUAGAAAAAGCUUUUAGCUAUUAUAUAGCUUUUACUUUUCUUUUUUUUUGUAAUUACAUUUACACAAUAUCUACUUAAAUAUAUAUAGGAAGUUCUUUUAAUCAAUUAAAAAAAAAAAAACUUGUAUGUUCGUUUUUAAUAAAAACGACACGAAAACUAUUCACAUAACCUGUUGAGUGAGUGCACACUCGCUUCCAGUUACUUCAGAAGGCCUCACACACAGGUACGUUCAAUAUAUCAACUAGGCUCUUUUUAGCAACCAAGAACUACAAAACUAGACCAAAACGUUUCACAAACCAGUUUUGAUAGGACCUGCUCUGCUUGGGUUCAUCUAAAACAGAACAAUAUCCAUCAACACAGUAGGCGUAUGUACAUCCCGAAGCUUUCGAACGAGAGCGGGGCGCUUUCAGGGCAACCGUUCAGACCAAACAGAGUCGAAUAAUCUCUUUUAUAGUGAUUUUUAUAAAAUGUAAUAAAAGUUAGACAUUAAUUCAUUAGAACUAAAAACUGUUGAGGUAUAGACUAGGCAUCUCAUAUGGCCGGGGUUUAUCUACAAAACGGCUAGAAUGGAGCGUUCUCCAUCCAUUUCGGCAUUGAAAAGGCUUCGGGGUCAGCAGGUUGCAUCUACGCCUGAGGAACUGCGAAGAAACGGCCGAGGCAGAAAGUCUAAAAAUGUGACCAUCUUUAAAAGGUGCGUUAGACAUCUGAGGUUCUGAGACGAUACAUUCAUUCUGUGGUUAGAGGCACGGCCGAGAGUACGACAGAACAAGAGAAAAUCAAAGAGAAAGACAGUUCUGCUCUAGUGUUUCUUUUCUCGUCUAAGGCACUGAAAGAAGACUAUGGCACAUGA